Messenger RNA from Apiotrichum porosum, 2862 nucleotides. RefSeq names its product ssk1 response regulator receiver (gene SSK1). The transcript has 5 exons. Lineage: Eukaryota; Fungi; Basidiomycota; Tremellomycetes; Trichosporonales; Trichosporonaceae. The coding region runs from base 1 to 2862 and encodes 953 amino acids. Gene Ontology annotation, biological process: phosphorelay signal transduction system. The record is from RefSeq and is a predicted model, not a curated record.
AUGCCCACCACCACCGUCUCCGCCUUGCUCACAUCGAUACGGGGCUUGAACUACCUGUCCGCCAACCUUGUGCCGUUAUGUGAAGGACAAAUUGGCGCCGUACGUGUGGUUGACGAUUUUGACAUUGGCGAGCUUCUCCAAAACGUGGCAGAUCAACUAAGUGGCGAGGCCGCACAGGCGGAAGUUGAGCUAGUGCUCUUCCACAGUGACGUGGGCAUGAAGCAUAUUAGUAUGACUGGUGACCGCGAAGGAAUAGGAUAUGUCUUAAGCCAUGUUAUCCGCCAGAUCCUGGCCGUCGCCAGCAAGGGCGAUACUAUUGAGCUCGGGUUGCAGGUGAUACCCCAGUCCCCAUCCAUGCUGCGUCGCGUUUCCGUCCCGAACGUGGAUCUGGAAGGAAACCUUGUCCACGGAGCUUCACCUCGCCCGUCCUCGCCUGGGUAUGCCUCUUCUACAUCGUCUGCAUCGGCGGAUGGCCCGCUGUUGUGCGUCUUCGAGAUCGUACACAACGUGGCGCAGGUGUUCGAUACCUCAAACGCGGUGACACCAAAGGCCGAGUUGAAUCCAUUCACACGCCUUGUGGAAGAAAAAGAGGCCGCCACCCCCAAGCUCGAGACACAGCUGUGCUAUCGACUGUUACGCCAGGUGAAUGCGUGGCUCAAAACGGACACCAUUCCUUCCUCGCCCACAGGGUUUGGGCUCCCUCGCCACGCGUAUGAACUUUCAGUCGUCCUCCCUCGAGCCUCAGUGGGAGAGCAGACCCCUCUGUCACCUGAGCAAGAAGAAGCCCGACAGCCAUUUGCUGGUAUGCUUUUACCCCAAGAGCCCACCCUUAGCGGACUUGCAGAGUUUGCCGAAACGCUUAGGGGAUGCAAAACCAACCUUCACGCCAGCCACACCAGCAUCUUUGCUCGACACCUCACCAGCUAUCUGACCGCUUGGGGAUUGGACGUGUCCCAUAUUCCUGUGGAUAGCAACGUCCACACCAUCGAAGUGCCAGCGGCGGCAAAGUUUGUCAUUAUUGACGAGGAUAUUACCGUCCUCCGCCACGAGUUGCUGCGACUCAAGCCUGAUACGCCACCCGCAACUGUACGACAGCGGUCCAUGAAGCGACCGGGGCUAUUCCGUAGCGCAAAAUCUACAGCAAGUGUUCGCCAGUCACCGGCAACUGUUAUCAUCCAUUUCACCAGUCUCGACAAGUAUCAUCAAGUGCGAGAUGUUGUCUCCGUCAUGGGUGCCUCAUCUGCAGCAGAGGUCAUGGUUGUCCCUAAGCCCGUUGGUCCACGUCGACUCCUCACAACACUGUUUACUGCUGUUAGGCAGCCAUUCGUUGACCCCAUCUUUUCGCCCAUUGCCACUAGCCCUCGAUCGCCUCAGAUUGCGUCGGGCAACCGCACCCCCACCGGUGUGCCUCAAGAGGGAUUUUUCGACUCGGUUGACAUGCUACAUGCUGAUCCGACUCCACAAAAGGCUCGCUCCCCUCUGAGCGAAGUGCCGCCGUCGGUCAUCUCCCCACCAUUACGUCCAGCCGAGGUCGUCAUUCGUAAGGCUUCGACGCCAGCCGAGGUCGUGUCAACGUCUGCCUCAGAGUACUUUGCACGCUCGACGACCGGCAAGUCAGUUUCGGGAGCCUCUGGGGUCAUCAUGCAAAGUCCCGAUGGUCGCCCGUUCGGAAUGUUCUUUGAGCCGCCCGCAAGUGGGCGCUCCCUGUCGUUCUCGCAGCGCAGCGAAAGUGCACACAGUAAACAAGCUGCUACGAGUCGUAGGACUUCGACAGAACACGACAUCCUGACGGCAUCAACUUCACCUUCCGACUCGCUGCAAGGUAGUCGCAGAACGUCCGCCAUCUCCACAACCUCCACAGCCAGUGCCACCACGGACGAUUCAGCCCGCGCGGCUGAGACUGAAGCAGCCAUGGCGCUGCCAUCCCCGCUUUCGGCUCGCCGCAAGACUCUUCCCACGCACCCAGAUGCAAAGCCUAUUGUCGCCCAAGGCAGGGAGCGGUCUUCUACCGUGACGCGUCGCGUUGGCAGUGACAAGCAACUUCCCAACAUUGCUGAGAAUCCCGUCCUCGCUCGCCCCCCCAAGACACCGGAUGUCGUUAUGCCUCCCAUUAAUGUCUUAAUUGUGGAAGACAACCCUAUCAACCAGAAUAUCCUUAGCAUGUUUUUCCGAAGGAAGAAGAUUAAAUAUCAGACCGCCAAGGACGGAGUGGAGGCGGUUGAGAAGUGGCGCACUGGCGGUUUCCACCUCAUUCUUAUGGACAUCCAGCUGCCUGUCAUGGACGGCAUCGAGGCGACAAAGGAGAUUCGCAAGCUAGAAAAGAACAACAACAUCGGCGUUUUCCCAAGCACACCUCUGGGUGACCAUCAGCGACCGAUAGAAGUUGUGGCAUCAUCUCCCUUUCGGUCGGCAGUCAUCAUUGUCGCCCUCACUGCGUCGUCACUACAGACCGAUCGUGUAGCGGCCCUGGCUGCUGGUUGCAAUGAUUUCUUGACCAAGCCAGUCUCUCUCAAGUGGCUGGAGAAGAAGACGGUUGAGUGGGGUUGUAUGCAGGCGCUUAUCGAUUUUGACGGCUGGCGUCGGUGGAAGGGAUCCGACCACGCAGAAACCAAGCGCGGUUUCCAGACCGGCCCCCAGGCAGCUGCGCGGAAUGUGGCCAGCCGUCUGCGAAUUGAACGCAGUAAAGGCCGUCCUGCUCCGUCAUUGCUUAGCUCGGCCGCGUCGUCGUCAUCCACAACAGCUUCGACAAACACUAUUUCAACCCCGGCUGCUAUCCCAUCCCCUGCUCUCCUGCCGCCUCCCAUAGGCAACAGCCUCGUAUCAUCCGAAGAAAAGCCCCUUCCAGCUCUGCCAUCGGAAUAA